This is a messenger RNA of Frankliniella occidentalis (western flower thrips), 2822 nucleotides long. RefSeq names its product CWF19-like protein 2. NCBI's taxonomy places the organism in Eukaryota, Metazoa, Arthropoda, Insecta, Thysanoptera, Thripidae. Bases 149 to 2725 code for a protein of 858 amino acids. Gene Ontology annotation, cellular component: post-mRNA release spliceosomal complex. Gene Ontology annotation, biological process: mRNA splicing, via spliceosome. The record is from RefSeq and is a predicted model, not a curated record. The transcript is spliced from 8 exons.
CCCCGCCCCGAACCCCAUCCAAAACAAAAACAAAUAAGUUGGUGUUAAGGUUUCGAGACCAAAAAGAACCUCUGACAAAUUGGUAUUUCAGUUCUUAACUGCGAUUAAGAGUGCUGUUUUCUUUCUUUAUCCUUUAACAACAUCAGACAUGGAUGUUGACUUAGUAUCGAAAAGUGAUGCAAAAUCAUCCAGAAAAAAAGCCAAAAAGGAAAAGAAGCUAAAAAAACACAAAAAGGAGAAAAAGCAAAAGAAGCAUAAAAAGAAGAUCAGAGAGUCGUCAUCUUCAUCAUCGUCAGAUUCUGAGGAAAGUGGUAAUGAGUGGGUGGAGAAAGAAAGUAAACCCAAGUUCGAUUCCAAGGUGGAGACCGAAGCUACACCUUUAUCAAGUGCCCCCCAGCGUGAUGAGUGGAUGAAUACUCCUUCUAUUUUUGCCUGUGUGACUCGUGAUCAGCUUCGUGCUGCAAAAGAACCAAGUGAGAAACAAAAGAAAGAAGAGGAAAAAAAGUACAUGCUUGACAGGCCGGGUCAAACCGACCGUGAGCUCAAUCCUUACUGGAAAAUCAAUGGUACAGGACUUCCAAGUGAAAAACCUGUUGAUCCUGAAUCUUUGACUUUAAAUGCCAAUACUGUUGGAGAUCAAGGAGUUAGUUGGUUACGAAGAGCUCUGAAGCGUGCUAAAGAGCAGGCUGAAGAGUCUGGAAGAUCUUUAGAAGAAGUUGCUACUGAACGCUGGGGAUCACUUGAAAAACUUGAGGAACUGUUGUCAGAAGCUGAAGGUCGCAAAGUUUCUUUAAGGCAACCCAAAUUUGGUGCUCAGAGGAGGGAUAACAGAACAGAGAAUAGGUAUGAUAAAGGUACUAGCAAUCAGGGUACAGGUUUUAACAAACUCGGUGAAGGAUCAAAUGAAAGAAGGAACGAGUCUGGCAGAAGAUACAGAGAGGAAAAAGAGAGAAGUGAUGAAAAAAACUAUACAAGGAGACAUGAAACUGCAAAAGAUGAAGAUAGAGGCAACCAUUCAAGAAAGCCAAACUUUGCAAGACCUAGUGACAGUCACAGCUCAAGUUACAGCAACAGUAAAAGAGAAUCUUCAAGCACUAACCGUUCGUACGAUGAUUCAGAAUCCUUUGAUAGAUACCGACACUCAACUUCUGAUGGAAGAUCAAAGUUAAGCUUCAGGAAACCUGUAGAAAAUGAUAUUGAAUCUUCAUCUGAUUAUAGAUCCAGUCAAAGAUCAAGUGGUAGUAGUAGAAAGAGCUGGCGGAAAAAAGAAGCUCCAUCUUCUGAAACUAGCUCUUCUUUAGAUGAUGAUAAUAAAAAUAGUUGCUGUGAUGCAUCUACCUCUAAGAUCAGUAUAACAAAAAAUAAAAAUAGAAAUGAAAGGGCACCUUCCAGAUCCUCAAGUCCAGAAGCAGAAGACAACUCACCACCUAUUGCUACAGAACCGGCGCCUGAGGUUCUUUCUGACAAACAGAUGAAUGAACUUGCAGCUAAAUUAGUGAAAGCUGAAAUCCUAGGAAAUGAAGAGCUUGUGGCACAGCUUAAGAAAAGACUUUCCACAGCUCGAGAGAUUCGAGCUGCUAAUCCCGAAGCUGUAACAUCACUCAAAUCAUCCAAUAAAACUGAAGCAGAAGUAGUAAUUCUGACAAGAACCGAUUCUAAGGGCUUUGCUAGACCUCUUCAGACAUACAGUGGUGCUCAUCCAGAACCUGUAGGAGGCAGAAGAAAGAGGGAAAAAGCUGAUACUCAUGGGGCAGAUGGUCAGAGAGUACGAUACUUUCCUGAUGAUGACAAAUACUCUUUACAAGAUAUGUUUCAGAAGGAAAAACUCACCACUGCACAGGAUCAGAAUGAAAUGUUUGCUAAUUUGGCUGGUAAGGAUAAAAGACAAGAACAUGAUUUGGACAUGGAUGACAUUUUCUCAGAAAAAGCUCGCCAAAAAGAGUCUGAUGGAAAAAUUGAAGCACGAGAAAGAGGGAGAGCAAUUUCAGAACAUAAACGCAAAGAGCGUAUGCUUGAUGAUUGUAAGUGGUGUUUUGAUGGCAAGGAGCUGAAGCGUCAUUUGAUUGUAGCUGUCGGUGCUAAGUCAUAUAUAUGUCUUCCUCCAUACCAAUCACUCACUGAGGGACAUUGUUUGAUCAUACCUCUUCAUCAUUCUAUAUGUGCGACACAACUUGAUGAGGAUGUUUGGGAAGAAAUGCAGGAUUUUCGUAAGGCAUUGGUAAGAAUGUUUGCUGCAGAAGAUGAGGACUGUGUUCUGUUUGAAAGUGCCAUGUACCUAAAUAAAUUCCCUCACAUGGUUAUGCACUGUGUUCCUUUACCGCGUGAGGUAGGGGAUAUGGCACCAAUAUACUUUAAGAAAGCUAUACUGGAGAGUGAAACAGAAUGGUCUACAAACAAAAAACUUGUUGACUUAGCCAAGAAAGACGUACGUCACUCAGUUCCCAAAGGACUGCCCUAUUUUGCAGUGGAUUUUGGAAAUGAAGGUGGAUUUGCUCAUGUCAUUGAAGAUGAAAAAGACUUUCCUACUAACUUUGCUCAGGAAAUAAUUGGUGGGAUGCUAGAUCUAGACCACACUAUAUGGCGUAAACCAAGAUUUGAAAAUUUUGAUAAACAGCGUCGGAAAGUUCUUGACUUUAGUAAAAAGUGGGAAGACUUUGAUUUUACAAAAAAAAAUAAUCCAUCAAAGAGAAUGAAGACAGAUUCAACAUCAGACGAAUCCUCAUGAAAAGAGGCUAACUUUGUUACUUAUAUACUCUUCCACAGUGCAGACUAAUCCUUCCCUUCUAUGCAAGUAAAUCAAAAUAAUAUAAACAAAAUUAGUA